Molecule: messenger RNA, 1737 nt
Organism: Aphis gossypii (cotton aphid)
Lineage: Eukaryota; Metazoa; Arthropoda; Insecta; Hemiptera; Aphididae
Product: small ubiquitin-related modifier 3-like
Exons: 3
Coding region: 642-908 (88 amino acids)
Biological process (GO): protein sumoylation
Cellular component (GO): nucleus
Molecular function (GO): protein tag activity; ubiquitin-like protein ligase binding
Source: RefSeq, a predicted model, not a curated record
AUUUAAAAUACAUAUAAACAUGGUUUAAAAUUAUAGGUAAGAAUAAUAAUAAGAGCGUUGGGCGCAAAAUAAUAAUAAUAAAGAUAAAAUGAUAUAAAACUAAUGAUAGUAAACAUAUGUGGCAAAAGGCCGACCAAUAUUUUUUCCUUAGAAGAUAGUAUAACACAAAGAGAAUAAAUAACAAUAAUAUUAUAAUAAUUUCACGAUUACAUUGAUCGAGUGGUGGAUGGAGAAGAAGGAAAGUAAUUAAAAGGGUGUCGUCGUCGCUCAGACCAUCGUCUCGCGAUAACACAAUGCUUAGCGCGGACAGAUGUAGUAUGAUCAAUUCAAUUUGUGAAUAGUUUAAAUUUUAAUAGUAAUUAUACAUAUGAAGACACGAUUUUGAAAAUUUAACACACACACAUAAUUAUAUUAUUUCUCUUACGGUAACUACUAGAAAUGCGGGACGACGGUAUUGCCAACAUAACGACGGAUAGAGUGGCUACAAUGUGUGUCGGAAUUCAGUGAUUCCGCAUAUUGCUUCCAUUUGUAUUUUGUUUAUUGUUGACCACGGACUAAAUAACAUUUCACUGACGCCGCGUUAUCCUCGUCACAGGCAUCGCACCGUUCUCCUUAUUACCAAAUAGUAGAUAUCGGAAAAAAUGACAGAAGACAAAGGAGAAGAUGCCACUGAAUACAUGAAUCUUAAGAUUCUUGGUCAUGACAACUCUGUUACUCCAUUCAAGAUAAAGAAACAUGCUCUUUUAAUAAAGUGUUUGAAAACAUACUUUAAGAUAAUUGGUUUGGAUUGGGUGUCAGUAAUUUUCAGCUUUGACGGACAUCGAAUUAUUAAAACUGAUACUCCGUCUUCCCUGGAAAUGAAGGAAGGUGACGUAAUUGAAGUCUUUCUACGUCAGAUUGGUGGUUGAUUUUAUUUUAACUAUUAUUAACUUCUUAUAUUUUAUAGGUACAUAAGUUUAAAUUUCAUGUAUUAAUCAACAUUUCAUGUACAUCAUAUUAGUUUUUGAAACCUCAAUUCCAAAAAUUGUCUUUUUACCACUAUACUGCCGUAUUAAAAAAAAUUGUUAUAAAUACAAAUUUAUGAUCAACUAAAACAAUAUUAAGAAUUUAACUUUAUUCAGCAAAUAAAUGUUAUAUGAACAGAACAUUAAAGAUGAAAUAUUUACAGUAAUACCUGCUUUUGUAAACCAUUUAUUCUUAUUCAUAUUAUUAUCAUUACAACGUGCUCUGAUGUCUCAUACAUAAAAUAUAAUAUACUUAGAUACCAAAAUAUAGAUAAUAUGACUUCGUAGGCCUACGAUCAUCAAAAGCAGCGUUAGUACUUAGUAAUAGGUAACCUAAUAACGUAAUGACGUCCAAACGUGUCAAACAACCAACGUGGAGUUGUUUCUGUUUUUAUAAUAUGAAUAUUAUAAUAGUCAAAAUAUUAGUCAAUUGAUUAUAGUAUUGUACGAAAUUAAAUGUUGACACACAUGAACAGCGGACAAGGCAAUUUCGAUAUCGUUUGUUGGCGGGGAGUGGAGUGUGAUGGUUCAUCGUCGACAACUGGUUUUUGCAGUCAAAAAAUAUUUUCAUAAUCUUGCGACACCGUUGGAUAGACCACUAGAUAUACCAUAAUACUAUUUAUUAUAAUAAAACCAAACUAUUUGUCCGUAUUCUACACGAGCAUAAUGCAAUAAUAUUAUAAUAAAAUGAAAAAUUAUACAUCAUGAAAUAGAUUUAAUUGAGUAUAAUAUA